Molecule: messenger RNA, 1326 nt
Organism: Symbiodinium pilosum
Lineage: Eukaryota; Dinophyceae; Suessiales; Symbiodiniaceae
Source: the annotation of a GenBank genome assembly
AUGGCCCAUAUCAUGGCUGACCGUCGUCGGUCCCGAAGUCGAAGCCCCGUCAGAGGAGACGAGGCCGAGAAGGAUGAGAAGGACGAGAAGGAGGAAAAGGAAAAAGUGCCUUUGUCCUCGCUCUUGGAGAUUGGCGUGGAAAAGGGCCUCAGCCUGAACGAGGCCCUUGGCCUGGCAAACAAUAUCCUCACUGGCCAGCUCAACAGCAACCAGAUCAUGGAUGCCGGGGCACUGCUGUCUGCUGCCAAAGUCGACAUGGAACCGCAGCCUCAGCAGAACCAAGCAGAGGUCGGGAUGGUUGACCAGCCUGUCCCAGAUGCAAUUCAGGGAUUGAUGGGGGACCUGUUUCAUCAGGAGGAGCGGCAGGCUGAGGAUGAUGCUCCAAAGCCUGUAGAUGAUCCUCUGCCCCUGGCGGUUGCUGCGAGCCCCGAGGCAAAAGCAAAGCCGUCCGUAGCCGAAGAGUUCCUGAAGUCUCUGGAGUCCAUGCUGCAGAGGCUCAAAGAGCAGCUGGAGAUGCUUCGAAGUCGUCCGCCUUCGUCGGAGCGGUUCAAGCUCUUGCAGGGCUUGCUGCGGCACUACGCCCAAGUGGUCAGCAAGUCGGAAUGCAAUCUGAGCCGAUUAGUGCCGUUUGAACCGGUGGAGGACGUGGAUGCCCUACCUUCAACAAUUCAGUUGCGUGGCUUCAUGAGAUUUCUCUGCAACAGGGAUUUCAAUGUGGAUAAAAGCACCAACCUGAAUGGCAAGCCGGUGUACAGAACCGAGGACGAGUUUGAGGAGUACUUCCUGUACUGGACUGGCAACGGCUGGCGGCUAUGUCCGCGGAUGCAGCAGGCCCUGGAAUUCCAGCGUGACAUGCUGCAUGCCGUUCGAUGGGGUGCGACAGAGUAUGUGGCCGAACAAAGCGAGGCCAUGGACACAACUGUCUGGACGGAGCUCUACGACGAUGGAGGAUACCAGAUGUUACACAUCCAGUUCAAUCCUAUCUUUUUAGACACACGUCAGCCGAAGACGCCGCCGCUAGAUGGCGAGGAUUUGGAGGAGUUUAUCGUUGACAAGACGAACUUCCCGCGAGGUCGUCCUCCAAAGGGCUUCGAGGCUGGCUUGUACUACCACUUCGACAGAACCUCGGGCAAGAUUGACCGGAGUCUACACGAGACCUGGGGUAGUAUCGUGAGAGGGAUUUCCCGCGGGACCUUCAUCAAGGUGGACGCGAAGGGAUACCUGCCACGUGUCCUGCGCGGCAGGACGGUGAUCACGGCCGUGAAAGACAUGGACCCAGAAAAGUUGAAGUCGCUGAGAGAGGAGUUGGACGAAGAAGAAGAAUAA